Messenger RNA from Paramormyrops kingsleyae, 715 nucleotides. RefSeq names its product fatty acid binding protein 7, brain, b (gene fabp7b). Lineage: Eukaryota; Metazoa; Chordata; Actinopteri; Osteoglossiformes; Mormyridae. The record is from RefSeq and is a predicted model, not a curated record. Gene Ontology annotation, molecular function: lipid binding.
UUGCAAUCUAUGCCAAGUGCACUGGGACCCUUGGGAAGAGACUUCGGUGAAAGCCAAACACUUCAUACCUCAGUUUCCUAUUUCAGAAAACUCCGUUAGUUCUUCAUCAUGGUCGACGCAUUCUGUGCCACAUGGAAGCUGGUGGAAAGUGAUAACUUUGAUGACUAUAUGAAGGCUCUGGGAGUCGGCUUUGCAACAAGACAAGUCGGCAAUGUAACAAAACCAACGGUUAUUAUCAGCCAGGAAGGAGACAACGUGGUGGUAAAAACCCUGAGCACCUUCAAGAAUACCGAGAUUUCCUUUAAACUGGGAGAAGAGUUCGACGAAACGACAGCAGACGAUAGGAACUGCAAAUCCGUUGUGAGCUUGGACGGCGACAAACUGGUGCACGUGCAGAAGUGGGACGGGAAGGAAACCAAGUUCGUCCGAGAGAUCAAGGACGGCAAAAUGAUUAUGAAACUUACCUUCGAAGACAUACUGGCUGUGCGCACGUAUGAGAAGGCAUAGACUCACCGGCUCCCCUUUCUCGUCGGAUCAGCUCAGUUCUGUUUAUUGGACUACAGACGAGUGUUUUUGUAUUGUAUGUAUAGAGAAGCACUUCAACCACCAAAAUGCUGAAUUUUUGUAAGUGGACUUUUAUAAGUGACGCAGAUUCUUUAAAUCACCAUUUGUAAACCUGUGCAGAGCAUAACUGAAAUAAAUGACAUUAACGGAG